Phaeodactylum tricornutum CCAP 1055/1 is the source of this 1417-nucleotide messenger RNA. RefSeq names its product reductase with NAD or NADP as acceptor. The transcript has a single exon. The coding region runs from base 78 to 1265 and encodes 395 amino acids. Gene Ontology annotation, biological process: steroid biosynthetic process. NCBI's taxonomy places the organism in Eukaryota, Bacillariophyta, Bacillariophyceae, Surirellales, Neidiaceae. Gene Ontology annotation, molecular function: 3-beta-hydroxy-Delta5-steroid dehydrogenase (NAD+) activity. The record is from RefSeq and is a predicted model, not a curated record.
CGACCGAGUGCUUUCUUUAUCAUCGUUGCUGUUGCUUCCGGUAGCUCACAGUCAAUAAGUGCAGUGCCGAGCUCGUCAUGUUUGGUUGGAAAUCUCCCGGCAAGAAAAAGGCGGAGCCUGGCUUUGCCACGGCGCAGGGCUGUGUGGCACUCGUGACGGGUUCCUCAGGCUUGUGCGGUGCUCGUCUCGUGGAAAUGCUGCUGGAUCGCGGUGCCCGAACCGUCAUUUGUUUCGAUCGGGCAAAGCCGAGUGAAGCUCUCGAACAGCGCUUCCAAGAAGCCCAGAAAAAGACGGGAGGCAAAUUGAUUGUUCUGGCGGGUCCCGACGGCGACCUGUGUUCCGACGAGGCCGUACAAGCAGCAUUCGACGCCGAGCCCAAGAUUGAUGUGGUCUUUCACAUUGCCGCCUUGGUGGGACCCUUUCACGAAUACGAAAUGUACAACGAAGUCAACUACAAGGGCACGCUCCGGAUCCUAGAAAACUGCAAACGCUGCAAGGUCCCGAAACUGGUCUAUUCGUCGAGUCCCAGUACGCGAUUUACGGGAAAAGACGUUACGGGGCAGACGGAAGACGAGCUCCCCAUGCCCGAUACCUGGCUUGCUAUGUAUGCCGAAACCAAGGCCUACGGUGAAAUGGCCGUCAGCAAGGCCUGCAGCGACACCCUUCGUACCAUUUCGGUAGCCCCGCACCAAAUAUAUGGCCCGCACGAUACUCUUUUUCUUUCCAAACUAUUGGAAACAGCCGGAACAGGCCGUUUGCGUAUUUUUGGACAGGGUAAAAACAAAAUCAGCGUUUGUUACGUCGACAAUUACUGCCACGGCCUCAUGUGUGGUUCGGACGUCCUGGACACGCCCAAUCAUGCAGCCCUGGGAAAGUUCUACAUUAUUACCGAUGGCGAACCCCAGCUAUUCUGGGCCAUGCUGAAUCAAGCAGUUCUAGCCAUGGGAUUUACCGACCUGUACAGCAAAUUCCAUUUGCCCGUAUGGUUUCUUUACAUAGCGGCCUACGUCGCCAACGUGAUUGGAUUCGUAAUCAAGAAAAAGCUCAAACUCAACCCGUUCAACGUCAAAAUGUUGACAAUUCAUCGGUACUUUUCUAUUGCCAACGCUCGACGCGAUUUACUGUACGAGCCCGUCUUGCCGUUUAACAAGGCCUGGCCUCUUACGAUUGAAUGGUUCAAGGAACACUGGCUGCCGCAGUGGGAAAAAGAAACGGGAAGAGCAGACUCUAGUGUUGUCGCUGGAAGAGAUACUAAACAAGAUUGAUCUUGAGUAACGCAAUGCUCGGACUACAUGUUUCAUUUUCAAAGUCGUUUGCCAAGUUCGUUCAGACCAGAGCCUCGUAUUGAACGAACGUAGUAGGACUAAAUUUCGCUCAAGUUCAAACGGAAUAAUACAUAUAAGUAUCAUCGCCUGUG